This is a messenger RNA of Rotaria sp. Silwood1, 312 nucleotides long. The record is from the annotation of a GenBank genome assembly. Lineage: Eukaryota; Metazoa; Rotifera; Eurotatoria; Philodinida; Philodinidae.
AUGACUUAUUUUACUUCCAUAAUAUUUCUAUUUUCAUUCAUAUAUCCAUUAUUAAUUCAAUGUCAAUCUGGAACAUUUAUGCCAGUAACAGGACGAAUAGAUUCAUUUAAUUAUGAAACCUAUUUUCGAAUGAUAAGUGAACCUGAGUGUAUAUCAAUUUGUCUUCAAUAUUCAUCACCAUUAUGUUAUGCUAUAUCAUAUGAAAGUUUUCGUCAAGAAUGUCGAAUUAUAACAGAAUCUGUAUCAUCAUCGUUUAUUCCAAAUCAAUUAUAUCUUGAUUGGCAAUCGUAUAUUCGAAUAAAUGACUCUUAA